Messenger RNA from Drosophila persimilis, 2277 nucleotides. RefSeq lists its product as uncharacterized. Lineage: Eukaryota; Metazoa; Arthropoda; Insecta; Diptera; Drosophilidae. The record is from RefSeq and is a predicted model, not a curated record. The transcript is spliced from 2 exons. The coding region runs from base 28 to 2106 and encodes 692 amino acids.
AUACGAUUUUCCUGUGUGCAUUUCUGCAUGUUGUGCCUCCUGUUCUUGAUUAUCCGUCAAAAUGCGUCACAAGCAGCACCGGUCCAGCAUCUGGCGCCGCAUUCUCAAGGCGCACAAGAGUCACUUAAGGAGCCUGACGUUGAGUUUCAGUGGACAAAUAGAACCGGAUCUGGAUCUCGGUCCAGCUUAGGACUGCUUACUAGCCUGAGCAGUAAGGCCUCCCAGCAAGUGAGGAUAAAAAUCCCACCGAUAGUGCAUUCUCCCCGAAAAAAGAACCAGGACAGUGACAAGCGGGUAAGGAGCCGGGACAAAAAGCGACCUAUAGAAGAUGUUUCCAAGCAGAUAUUUCCAAGCCUACCAGAAGCAGCGCCGGCCCAUCGUUCGCAGUACUCUCGAGACUUUCACGAGUCACUCAAGGAGCCUCAGGUUGAGUUUGAGGGGUCAAAUAAAACCGAUGAUAACACGGACCGUGUGGAGACACGGAAAUCGGGAUCUGGGAUCAGCAUGGGCCUGCCCACUGGCCUGCGCCAUAAAUCCUCCCAGCAAGUGAGGAAAAAAAACCCACCGAUAGUGCAUUCUCACCGAAAAAAGAACCAGAACAGUGACAAGCGGGUAAGGAGCCGGAAGAAACAGCGACCUGUAGAAGAUCUUUCCAAGGAGAUCUUUCCAAGCCUACCAGAAGCCGCGCCGGCCCAUCGUUCACAGUUUUCUCGACUCACUCACGAGUCACUCAAGGAGCCUCACCUUGAGUUUCAGGGGCCAAAUAAAACCGAGAAUAACAAGGACCAUGUAGGGACGCGGAGAUCGGGAUCGGGGUCCAGCUUGGGCCUGCCUACUGGCUUGCCCCAUAACUCCUCCCAGCAAGUGCACCCACCGAUAGUGCAUUCUCACCGAAAAAAGAACCAGAACAGUGACAAGCGGGUAAGGAGCCGGAAGAAACAGCGACCUGUAGAUGAUCUGUCCAAGGAGAUCUUUCCAAGCCUACCAGAAGCUGCGCCGACCCAUCGUUCGCAGUACUCUCGACUCACACACGAGUCACUCAAGGAGCCUCACGUUGAGUUUCAGGGGCCAAAUAAAACCGAGAAUAACAAGGACCAUGUAGAGACACGGAAAUCGGGAUCGGGGUCCAGCUUGAGCCUGCCUACUGGCCUGCCCCGUAAAUCCUCCCAGCAAAUGAAGGAAGAAAAACCACCGAUAGUGCAUUCUCCCCGAAAAAAUACCCAGAACAGUGACAAGCGGGUAAGGAGCCGGAAGAAACAGCGACCUAUAGAUGAUCUGUCCAAGGAGAUCUUUCCAAGCCUACCAGAAGCUGCGCCGACCCAUCGUUCGCAGUACUCUCGACUCACACACGAGUCACUCAAGGAGCCUCACGUUGAGUUUCAGGGGCCAAAUAAAACCGAGAAUAACAAGGACCAUGUAGAGACACGGAAAUCGGGAUCGGGGUCCAGCUUGAGCCUGCCUACUGGCCUGCCCCGUAAAUCCUCCCAGCAAAUGAAGGAAGAAAAACCACCGAUAGUGCAUCCUUCCCGAAAAAAUGAGGAAAGCGACAAGGAGGGAAGGAGCGAUGGCAAACAGCGCCCCAUAGAAGAUCUUUCCUUUCGUGCCGGGAAAGAGGUAACGACUAAAAGAAGACCAAAAGAACUCACCAUACCAUUAGCGCGCAAUAUGAUGGGCAACUUGGCCAGGCGAAUGGAUAACCCCUGGGCUGUAACCUAUGGCGAUGUGUGGCACGACACUCGUCUUGCUGUCGCCCAUUUCAGUAGAAUGCCCCGAAUUCAUCUGGCAUCGUCGCCACGCGUUGAUUACUAUCCCGAUGAUGCCAAGCUUGUCAGCGUGUGCAACACUAAGUCGACCCUGUAUUAUUCUUACCAUUUCCGAUGGAUCCAAAAGACGUCCUGGAAAUGGGUGGCACGCCAUGUCUACGAGAAGCCCUUCGAAUUCAGACGGAUUAGCUUAGAAGCAAGGGACGCCGCUAACGACGAAGAAUGCCACAGCAUUGGCAAAAAAAGGAAGACCACGGUCCUUGAACAUCUUGAUUGCACACUUAAGGCCUAUCAAGAAAUGGAAUACCGUAUGCCCCAAUAUCCAAAGCGUCAGGACGGAUAAUAGUUUAACAAUCCGCAAAGAAAAAAAAAAAACGUAAAUGCCAGACCUCUGAUCCAUAGAUUACAUCCGUGUAAAACAGUUUACUAAGAUCAAUCUUGGUACGCUUUUCUCGCGGUUUUCUAUCUUUGAAAUUGUGUUAAAUUCUCUGUAUGCUCGUUAUUUCGUGAUAAU